UCGGUGGUCCCGGCCUCCCGGGGCCGUUCCAUCGGGGGGUCCCGCCGGUGCACGAAUUUGGUGUGUGGAAACCAAGGCGGAUCAGAGGAGCCACGGAUAUGUGCUCCCCGGCAGGCCCCCAAAUCCUGUACCGGAAUUCCCGGCUGCUCCGUCUGGCCUUCCUGCAGCUCCAUCGCCAGCAGCGGAGCGGCAGGUGGUGCGAUGUCCUCCUGCAAGCGGAAGGUGAGGCGGUCCCGGCCCACUCCUGCAUCCUCUCGGCCUGCAGCCCCUACUUCACGGAGCGCCUGGAGCAGGAGCAGCCGGCCCAGGGCCGCCAGGUGAUCCUGGAGCUCGGGGGGCUGAAGAUCGGGACGCUCCGCAAGCUGGUCAACUUCCUGUACACUUCGGAGAUGGAGGCCUCCCGGGAGGAGGUCCAGGACAUCCUGGCAGCCGCCCGCCAGCUCCGGGUCCUGGAACUCGAGUCGCUGCAGCUGGAGGGGAGCAAGCUGGUCAAGGCCUCCCAGGGCCGGCGCCUCAACCGGGAGUGCCUGCAGGUCCCCCCGGUGCCUGCACGCCUCCCGGACCCCAGCCUCCUUCCCCGCUCUCCGCUCCCCGUGGACCCGGCCCCCCGGCCCCCCGGAGCGGGGCGGUUAGAGCCGCUCGGCCGCAGAGGGGAGGGGCCCCAGAAGAAGGGCGGCCCGCAGGGCCCCGAGGACCUGCCAGGGCCGUCGAGGAGACGUCCCUUACCCGUGGGGGGAGAGGAGACCGGCGCCAAGGACCAGGCGGGAAGCUUCUCUCUAGGCGACCGGAGUCAAGCUUCCUGGGCUGCCCCGGUGCUCUCCCCCACCACGUUCUCCCCCCCCGGCCCCCCGAUCUUCUCUCCGCCCAGCCACCCGGCGCUCUCCCCGCUCAGCCCGUACUCCCCGGGGAACGACCCGCUGCUACCCAGGAAGAUCAAGCUGAGCCGCUCGAAGCCCUCGGCCGGGGCCGGGCCGUCCCGGUCCCCUGGGAGCGCCUCGGGGAGCAGCCCCGCCCGGCCAUCGGCUAACCGGCGCGUCUGGCGGAAGAGGGGCGUGAAGACGGAGGAGGCCGAGGAGAGGCGGGAGCCGGGAGGAGCCGGCCCUCAGUGGGACAGCCGGAAUCCCCCCGACAGCGGGGAGGCCAAAAAGCGGAGCCCCGAGGCCCGGGCGGCCGGUGCCGACCCGGCCGAGGAAGGGCAGGUCGGGCGGGUGAAGCUGCGCAAGAUCGUCAACGGGAGCUGCUGGGAGGUGGUGCAGGAGCCGCCUCCGGGAGACCGCGGGCCGGGCGGGCGCCGAGAGGCGGCCCCCGGGCCGGAGCCGGCGGACCCCUCCGGCCGGAGGGGCUGGCGCGGCCUCCGGGACCCCCCGACGGCGGAGCCGGGGCCUCCCGACCUCCUGCUGGAGUCCCCGGAGGGUCCCUCUCCGGCCCGGGACGGGGCCCGGCCCGACUCGGCGGCCCCGCCGUUCCUGGGAGGGGGGUUCGGGGAGCCCUUGGAGUUGGACGCGGCCCCGCCGGACCCGCCUUUCGAGGCAGAGGAGUACCGCAUCACCAGCGCCGCCGCCACCAUCGAGCUGGAGGAGAUCCUGGACUUCAUGCUCUGCGGCAGCGAGCUGGGCGCGAUGGGAGACGGGCUGGAGCUCCCCAGGGAAGGGAGCGCCGAAGCGGCCCCGGCCUACCCUGGGCCGCAGGGCCCGGAGACCUGGGGGCAGGGGGAGGAAUGGUUUCUGCCAGACCUGGAGCUGUGGCACAAGGAGUUGGUGGGCCUGGAGGGGCCCUGCGCCGCGGAAGGGGAAUCCGUGAUGCUCCCGCCCUUGAGUCCUCUGGCCCUGACGCCCAGCGCGGAUUUAGGGGAGAUGCUGCCCGCGGCUGCCGGGUGGACCCCAGGGCCCGGCGUGGAGGCGGCGGGGGAGAGGGGAAUAGUCGAGGCGGGGACUCCGGCCCACUCCCCGCCCGAGCCCGACGCGGGACCGGCCCCUGCGCCCGGCUCCCGCCGGGCGGCCGCCAGAGGCCAGGGGCCCCCCGCGGCCCCCGGGCCGCCCCGGGCCGCCCAAGGGGCGGCUUCGGCCCCGCCGGCGGGGGAGCCCGUCCCGGGGGCAGGCGGCACCACGGAGGGGCGGCCCCUUCCCUCCGUGGAGGAAGACGAGGAUAUCGACGUGGUGGACUGGGUAGCCCAGGUCGGGCUGGUGCCCAUCAGCGGCCCUUGCGUGUGGCCCGACCCUUCGUCGGAGUCCGAGACGGAGGUAGACGUGCUCACCUAGUCGGUGGGCGAGGCGGGUCGGGGUGCGGGGGAGGCCCCGGGUUGGAGCCGGGGCCGGUAGGAAACCGCGGAGGCAGGGGAAACGGCCCCGGCUCACCCGGCGCACCGGGAGGCCGCCGCAAGAGAGGUGGUCCCGCGGCUCCUUCCGGCCGCCCCUUCCCGCGCGCUCCGACCUGACGGGAGAAGGACGAGGGCUCAGACACCAAUUAGAGACUCCCCCCCCCCCCCCGGCCCCGUGGCUGGUGUUCCCCGGACCCGGGUCGGGGGGACCGGGGAGGGUCUACACGCCCGUUCCCCACUCCCCCCAUCCGAACACAGAGGAAGAGGAAGGGACGGAGCAGGGCGGGACAACGGCUUCGCGCUGCUCUCACACGGUGCCCUUUCCGCGCUGCCACUGACUCGGGGAAGAGGCGGGAAGGGCAGUCCCGUCCACGGAGGGGCGGGUGUGCAGGACGGCAACCGUCAGGAGCAUCGUGUCCCCUCCCUGACGCCCCGCUGCAGCAGCUCAAGGGGACGGGGCGGGGUUGCGGGCCGCCGCGGGACAAUCGGGAGGAACGGACGCCCUCCGGCCCCACCACCCCUUGCUUUUCAUCCAGUCCUUCAGACCCGAGCCCUCCCCUCCUGGCGCAGGCAACCGAAUCCCGCCCUCCGCCCCCCG
Molecule: messenger RNA, 2915 nt
Organism: Ornithorhynchus anatinus (platypus)
Lineage: Eukaryota; Metazoa; Chordata; Mammalia; Monotremata; Ornithorhynchidae
Gene: BTBD18
Product: BTB domain containing 18
Exons: 3
Coding region: 99-2258 (719 amino acids)
Biological process (GO): positive regulation of transcription elongation by RNA polymerase II
Molecular function (GO): protein binding
Source: RefSeq, a predicted model, not a curated record